AACUCAAGCUAUUCAAACGCUUGUCCGAUUCGGUGGGCGAAAGUCAAAGUCCAAAUUCAGUAAAAAUAACUCCAAAAUGCAUUUGCGGCGCAUAAUUUCGAUAUUACUCCUCUACAUUAUCGUCACAACGACGGCUAAGCGCUUGAUCAAGCCCAGUGAGCGUCUGUUAGCGCGUCAGAAUGUAAAUGCCAGCGCUCAGCAGGAAGGACGCGUCGUUGGCGGCACAAAUGCCGAUCCAGGAUUCGCUUCAUAUCAAAUAUCCAUACAAGGCCAAUAUAACGGACAUUGGUGUGGUGGCAGCAUAAUCGACAAACAAUGGAUAAUAACCGCGGCACAUUGCAUUGAUGGCUACAAUCCGCCUUAUCUGCGCAUCAUAACGGGCACUGUGGAGUGGGAUCAACCGCGCGCUAUCUAUUACGCCGACGAGUUUUAUACACACUGUAACUACGAUAAUCCAGAUUUUGCCAAUGAUAUUGGACUCAUACAUUUGAAUGAUUCCAUCGUGUUCGAUCAAUAUACGCAAGCGAUACCAUUGGCGUCGAAGCCGUUAGAGGACAACGCUGAAGCUAUACUCACCGGUUGGGGUGACAUGGCCUUCGGUGGUCCGAGCACAAAUAUAUUGCAGAAACUCACAUUACGGCACAUGAGUCACAAGCGCUGUGCGGAAGUAUAUGAGGAUGAGGGGAUACUCGAUGUGGGUCACAUCUGCACAUUCACCAAAGAAGGUGAAGGUACCUGUAGCGGUGACUCUGGUGGUCCUUUGAUUAGUGGCGGUGAACUGGUCGGCCUCGUUAAUUGGGGCCGGCCGUGUGCUGUGGGCUAUCCAGAUGCAUAUGCAAGUGUUUACUUCUAUCGUGAUUGGAUACGUCGCGUCAUGUCGGGCACAUGCAAGACAUGCCACUGUGAAGCUAGUAAUUAUCCUACAUUUGGGAGUAAAAAAUAAAUACUGAAAAAUUUUAAUAAAAUAUACUCACUCAGUAGAGAGUUGUGUUAAAUGUUU
Molecule: messenger RNA, 1000 nt
Organism: Bactrocera neohumeralis
Lineage: Eukaryota; Metazoa; Arthropoda; Insecta; Diptera; Tephritidae
Product: chymotrypsin-1
Exons: 1
Coding region: 77-943 (288 amino acids)
Biological process (GO): proteolysis
Molecular function (GO): serine-type endopeptidase activity
Source: RefSeq, a predicted model, not a curated record